Molecule: messenger RNA, 835 nt
Organism: Solea solea (common sole)
Lineage: Eukaryota; Metazoa; Chordata; Actinopteri; Pleuronectiformes; Soleidae
Gene: pvalb9
Product: parvalbumin 9
Exons: 5
Coding region: 286-615 (109 amino acids)
Cellular component (GO): cytoplasm; nucleus
Molecular function (GO): calcium ion binding
Source: RefSeq, a predicted model, not a curated record
AGGCAGCAGCAGCAGCAGCAGCAGCAGCAGCAGCAGUGGAUUUACACAGUGUAGGUUAAUUGGGCAGGUGAACAGGUGAACAGGUGAGACGCAACCUGAGAAGGAGGAGACAGACUGCAGGAAAACUCGAUCCUCGCUCGUCUGUCAACGCGUCCAGACCUGAGCAUAAAAGACUGAGCAGCUGAGUCUUAUCGUCAUCAUCAUCGUCGUCAUCUUCACCUGCUGCUGCCGCUGCUCUGGACUUGAACUUGAACUGAGAGGAGACAACAUCAGUGCAGCACCAACAUGUCGCUCACCUCCAUCCUCUCAGCUGAGGACAUUGAAAAUGCCAUAAAGGAAUGUCAAGCUCCAGACUCGUUCUGCCACAAGAAGUUCUUCCAGCUGUGUGGACUCUCCUCAAAGACGGCCCAGGAGAUCAAAGAUGUCUUCCAGAUCCUUGACGUGGACAACAGUGGCUACAUCGAGGAGUCUGAGCUCAAGUACUUCCUGCAGCGGUUUGUCCCCGGGGCUCGGACACUGACCGAGGCAGAAACUAAGAAACUCGUCUCAGCAGCUGAUGAUAACAGUGAUGGCAAAAUUGGAGCAGAGGAAUUCCAGGCUAUGGUCCUGUCCUGAGUUUUUCCAGCGAUUCCUGUCUCCAGGUCUUCAGUCGCUUCCUUGUCUCUGGAGUCCCUGAUUCUGAUUCCCUGGAGGCAAUUUCUACUCAAUUCUGUGUGUAAAUUCAAAGACAACAGACUUUUAACCUGUUUUUUUCCAAAGUGUUGGUCUGUGUUUUCUUGUCUGUGCACUUCCCACCUCUGACAAUGAAUGAGAUGAAUAAACACAUGGAAAUAUA